Messenger RNA from Dermatophagoides pteronyssinus (European house dust mite), 1356 nucleotides. Its product is annotated as aspartate--tRNA ligase 1, cytoplasmic-like. The record is from RefSeq and is a predicted model, not a curated record. NCBI's taxonomy places the organism in Eukaryota, Metazoa, Arthropoda, Arachnida, Sarcoptiformes, Pyroglyphidae.
CGCAGCUUCUGGUUCCGGCUGCGGCUGCAGGACGCGCGCUUCCAGGGGAAAAAGCUGGCGUUUCUGGUGCUGCGGCACAAGCUGGACACCGUGCAGGCGGUGAUCAGCGCGCGCAGCGACGAGGCGUUGCUGCCCGUGAUCGAGUUCGUGAAGCAGGUGCCGCUCGAGAGCAUCGUCGACCUACACUGCUCGGUGGUGAAGGCGGACCGCCAGAUCGAAGCCGCGACCGUGCAGUUCGAGCUCUCGGUGCAGAAGCUCUUUUGCUUUUCGCGCCGCGUGAAGCCGCUGCCGUUCGUGCUGAAAGACGCGAACCGCCCGGAGACGGACGCCGAGGGCCCGGUGGUCAGCCAAGACACGCGGCUCGACGCGCGCGUGUUGGACUUGCGCACGCUUGCGAUGCAGGCCGUCUGCCGCAUCUCUUCGGAAACGUGUCAACUGUUCCGCGAGUUUUUGAACGCGAACGGCUUCACCGAGAUCCACUCGCCGAAGAUCAUCGGCGGCACGAGCGAGGGCGGCUCGAACGUGUUCAAGCUCAGCUACUUUGGGAGCGAGGCGUGUCUCGCGCAGUCGCCGCAGCUGUACAAGCAGAUGGCGAUCUGCGGCGACCUCGGGCGCGUCUACGAGAUCGCGCCCGUGUUCCGCGCCGAAAACUCGAACACGCACCGGCACAUGUGCGAGUUCGUCGGGCUGGACCUCGAGAUGGAGUUUCAGAACCACUACUCCGAGGUGCGUCGUCUGAUCUCUGCCCUGUUCUUCCACAUCUUCGAAGGGCUGAACGCGCGCUGCGCGCGUGAGAUCGCGACGAUCUUCAAGCUCUACCCACGCGAGCCGUUUCAGUACAAGCCAGCUGCGGGCAGCGCCACCAAAUUCCUCGAGUUCACCUUCGCGGAGGGCUGCGAGAUGCUGCGCGCAGCGGGCCACGAGAUUCCUGCGGAUAUCAGCGAGUUCGACAUUAACACCACACAGGAGAAGGAGCUCGGCGCGCUGGUCAAGCAAAAGUUCGGCACGGACUUCUAUGCGAUGUACGAGUACCCGACGGCGGUGCGCGCGUUCUACUCGAUGCCGAAGCCGGAAGACCCCGUGUUCUCGCACAGCUACGACUUCUUCAUGCGCGGCGAAGAAAUUUUGAGCGGCGCGCAGCGCAUCCACGACAGCGCGAUGCUCGAGGCGGCAGCGGUGCGCGCGGGCAUCAACCCGCAGACGAUCCGCAGCUACAUUGAGGCGUUCCAGUACGGCAGCUACAUGCACGGCGGCUGCGGCGUCGGGCUCGAGCGCGUGGUGAUGUUGUUCCUCGGACUGAACAACAUCCGCAAAACCUCGAUGUUCCCGCGCGACCCGAAGCGGCUGGCGCCGUAG